Messenger RNA from Pieris rapae (cabbage white), 2674 nucleotides. Its product is annotated as zinc finger protein 84. Bases 434 to 2227 code for a protein of 597 amino acids. Gene Ontology annotation, biological process: regulation of transcription by RNA polymerase II. Lineage: Eukaryota; Metazoa; Arthropoda; Insecta; Lepidoptera; Pieridae. The transcript has 11 exons. Gene Ontology annotation, cellular component: nucleus. Gene Ontology annotation, molecular function: RNA polymerase II cis-regulatory region sequence-specific DNA binding; DNA-binding transcription factor activity. The record is from RefSeq and is a predicted model, not a curated record.
AUAUUUAUUUUUAAGCAUUAGCAUAGAGUUGCCAAAUAACAUUGUGUAAAUACUAACUGUGCACAAAAUUAUAAAAGUAAGAGUUUAUUUUUUUUAAUAAUUGCUAGGAAUUAUUAUUAAAAACAACAUUAACACUUGACUAGCAUUUGUGUGGCUCAGGUAGCCGAACUUAACUCGAUGUUAGGGUAAAGUCGCCCACCCUCCUAAAUCGGUUAAGUGGGGUCCCCCGCUUCGCUAAAGUGGCAUACAACACAGGGGGUGUCGGGUCUCCCCAAUCCGGAGGGGAGCUUCAGCCUUGGACCGUGGGCGACGCCUGUUGGUAGGGGAAGGGAUUUCGAGUUUCAUUUUUCGACUCUACUUUCUAACGGAUGCCGUGUGUAGUGUGUACUGUGUAACAAAUUCGCGCCGCGAGCUCUAAACUUUCUAUGUGGUGAUGGAUUCUAAUGGCAAAGAAGAUAUGGAGUUGAUGUUAAAACGGAGUCUCUUAUCCAGAAGCAAAUUGGCCACAAUCACUAAGGAUUUGGAGGGAGUGACUCGGUACAUUUGUGUUGUGUGCAAUGUGCAGUAUGAUGACAAGGAGGAACUAGAAGUGCAUUUAUGUUCUCACUUUAAGGAAUAUAGAUUCCUGUGCAGUAUUUGUGGAACAGGAUUAAAAAGGCGUGAACAUUUAGAUAGGCAUAUGCAAGGGCAUAUGGAAGUGAGACCAUAUUCCUGUGAAGAGUGUGGCAAGGCCUUCAAAAGGAGAGAGCAUCUUAAUAUUCAUAAAUCUAUUCACAAAGGGGUUAAAACUCUUCAGUGUUCUCUAUGCAGUAAAUGUUUUUACCGCAAGGAUCAUCUACAGAAACACAUACAAACUCACAAUAAACACUUUAUGGAACAAAAUAUUAUACCAAUGAGUGACCAGGAACUUAGCAUUAAGGAGGAGAUUGAAGAUGAUUUUGAAGAUAUAACACCAAUUAUUACAAGUGUAUCUGGCAAUGUCACAGAUCCAGAUGCAUCAAUGGAGUCGGAAGAGUACGGAAGCGAUCAGCAGCAGUCUAUGGACGAGACUAGUAUGGAGCAUUCUGAGGAGCAUACGGUUACCUUGGACCACGCGAAGAACGCCAGACCAUUCGUGUGUAAUGUCUGUGGUAAAAGUUAUAAGAGGAAAGACCAUCUGAAAAUACAUAGUUGGGCACAUGCCAAGAAGGAGGUGAUCUGCAAGCUGUGUGGCAAAGAAUUCCACAUGGAGGAACAGAUGCUUGUUCACGUCAAUAUGGUGCAUCUGAAGAGUCAUGAAUCCGCCAGUCUGUCACAUUUGCAGACACUGCUUGGGAAUGAUAUCGAAGUUGAAAUACUGAACAAUGAACACCUCGUACCCCGAAAGAUGAAAGAAGAGCGAGCGCACGAGUGUCCUAUUUGUCACCGGAAGUUCAAGCGGAAACAGCAUCUCAAAGUGCACGCGAACGUCCAUCUUAAAAAGAAACGGACGUACUUUUGCAAUGUCUGCCAUGAGGGUUUCCAUGACGACGCCGACCAUGCGAAUCAUGUGUGUCCGGGUGUUGUUAAAAAUGAACCGGAAGAUGGGGAUGAUGAAUAUGAAGUAGAACAAAAUGGACACUCUUCGUAUGAACAGACGUCGCCCAAUGGAGACGCGAGGAAAGAAAAUUAUCCUCACGAUUUACUCGAGGUGGUAGUAGAAGAGGCAGUUAUACCUAGCCCACAGCGUGUGUUUGUGUGUAAAUACUGCGGAAAAGCUUUUCGACGCAAGGACCAUUACAAGAUACACCUACAUAUACAUACGGGACACAAAUCGUUCUUCUGUCCUACUUGUGAUAAAGGUUUUUACCGCAAGGAUCAUUUACAAAAGCACAUGAUAGUUCACGCGAAGAGCAAAUUGAAGUUGCCAACGAAGAGUCAAAAAAGUGCGCAAGAGUUGAGACCCCCUCCGCCAUUUGAUGGGCCCCUUAGACAGCAGCCGGGACCCAAGAAAAAGAUUCCCGAUCUCUUGCCCAUUGCAAUCAAGAAAGAAGAGACGAAAAAGAAAACAGAGAGGAAUGACUUCUUGCCAGAGAUAACGAUACAUGCACCGUCAUCAGCUAAAAUUCGCGUUCCCUUACAAAUAAAAGUUCCAUACCAAAUGGUGAUGUCUAUGGACAAUGGGGAACAACGGGCGGUGACGGUUGACCCCACACAUCCCCAUGAACCCGAAGAGGUAGACACAGAAGAGAACAUACUACCAGAUUAAAUGGAGAUAAACAAUUUUGUACCUAAUAUAAUUGGGAAAGCCUGAUUUUGUGGAUGAGAAUACCAUAUUAUUAUCAUUUUAAAACUAAAUCAGUGUUUAGGCGAGUAUGACACAUUAACACUUACGAAUUUAUUGAGUGAUCCAAUUUUCGAGCUGUUAUAAAUAUUGAUUUAACAAUGCUCUGUGAAAACUUUUUAAUAUUUUUAAAAUUGAUAAUUUUAAAAUUGAUAUUUUUUUUUUGCCGCCAUUAUGAAACGAACUUCACGGCGUCUCUUACGCUUAUUUUACAAUUCACUAACUAUGAAACGUGUGUACUAAACGUGUAUAACUAGAAAAGUGUGUGUACGUAACACACACUUUUCUCGUUUCGUUACGUUUUCGAAUCACAUAUACUUUUCAUUACAUUUUCUAUUUGGUGGAAUAUGGAGUAUUUAAUGGACUACGAAU